This is a messenger RNA of Colletotrichum scovillei, 1699 nucleotides long. RefSeq names its product inositol phospholipid synthesis protein Scs3p. Gene Ontology annotation, biological process: nucleotide metabolic process. Lineage: Eukaryota; Fungi; Ascomycota; Sordariomycetes; Glomerellales; Glomerellaceae. The coding region runs from base 50 to 1069 and encodes 339 amino acids. The transcript has 2 exons. The record is from RefSeq and is a predicted model, not a curated record. Gene Ontology annotation, molecular function: ATP binding; ATP:ADP adenylyltransferase activity.
GCAACACCACACUUUACUUCAGUUCCUCUGACCCGUACCGGAUAGACCAAUGUCUCCAAUAAAGGCCCCGGUCAAUCUGCCGGAGCUUGUCAAAGCGGCAUUCAAUAAGGCUCGCUCCAAUGGCGAACUGACCUACUAUGCAACUCAGGUCACAGUGCUCAACGCCAACUCAACCCCAUUUCAACUCCGCUUCUCCCCCGCCUUGGCGAACAAGCCGGUCGCCCAGAAGCCCAAGAAGACCGAUGAGCCACGCAAGCCUUUUGAUCCUUUUGAGAGUCCCGAGAAGGGCCCGCUGUUCAUCGCCGAAAUUCCAUCGUCGUCGGGCCACAACUUGGUGCUGAACAAGUUCGCCAUUGUUCCUGAGCACUUCAUUCUAGCCACCAAGGAGUUUAAGCAACAGACCGAUCUCCUUGAGCGCGACGACUUGGCAGCAACGUACUCUUGCAUAGAGGCUUACAGACAGUACGGCGAACAACAUCAGGGGCAUAACAGCGAGCUAUAUGCCUUCUUCAACAGCGGCUCGCACUCGGGUGCAAGCCAGCCUCAUCGGCACAUUCAGCUGCUUCCGGUGGCGCGGAUGAUGGACGGUUUACCCGACGGCGCACGAUGGGAUGUGCUAGCGAAACAGCUUGGCCCGCAGCACGUCUCCGGGCUGCCGUUUUUAACCUUUGCGGAGACGAUCCAUCGAGGCAUGACCCCGGAUGAGCUUCACGGCAUCUAUCUAUCACUUUUCAAGUUGGCGGUUGAUGCAGUGGAAUCUCACGUCGGCGCUGAGAACGACUCUGGGAAUGGCGGCGCGCGCAUCAGCUAUAACCUUGCCAUGACGAGCGACCGGCUGGCGGUACUGCCACGACUUGCCGAGGGCGCGACCAUCUUCAAAGACGGUACGGCCGUAGGAAACCUCGCUCUCAACGGCACCGUCUUGGCGGGAACGGCUUUGGUCAAAAACGAGGCCGAAUGGGAUGCGCUAAGGUCAGGAGGCGACGGUGAUGGCGUCCAAUUACUCGAAGUUUUAUCGAAAAUCGGCGUUCCCAAGGAUGGCGGCGGAAGCCACACAAAAAAGCUGUGAAGGCACCAUAUACAUCAUGCACGUCCAUGGAGAAAGGGAGGAGGGGGCAAACACACAUUGCAGAUGCGAUGCAAGCAAACAUUGGCCCAGCGGCAAGACUCUAACUAAUAGAAAGCAAACAUGAUAAGUCAGCCGCAUCCCACUCGAUACCGAGAUCUCCAUACGAAUACAACCACCGAUGGUCUACCAUCAAUCGACAUGUCACUUGUCAAAAAUUACUAAUCCGCUGUCCACAUCACAUCGUUGCCCCAAGCAUCAAAGCCGAUCGCAUCGCCCCGUGCCUUCUCGGUCUAUACCCACACACUCAAUGCAAUCGAAUUCAUCACUCCAUCGCGUCGUAUACACCCAUCUGGUGCCCCGAAGCACCCAUCACGAGCUCGUCCCAUUUCUUGCGACAAGUGGCGUUGCCAAAGAGAUAGGAGCCACCGUUCCUCUGGAUGUAUUCGGCGACUUGCUUCCAGGGGAUCUUGAUGGAAGCGGGAUCGCUACCCUUGGCAAACUUGCGGACGGCUCUCUGGAGCAGAUGAACCUGCGAGUUGUAAGUCAGCUGGCGCCAAGAAAUAGAAAUCACAAGGAAGAAUGGCAAGCAAUAACUCACGUCCUUAUCCGUCCACUCAGGCUUCCGAACCC